This is a messenger RNA of Rotaria sordida, 1767 nucleotides long. NCBI's taxonomy places the organism in Eukaryota, Metazoa, Rotifera, Eurotatoria, Philodinida, Philodinidae. The record is from the annotation of a GenBank genome assembly.
AUGUUAGCAGCGGCUGCUCGACGAGGAACAAUGCCACAUACUCAUUGUCUAAAUACAAUGAUUUCAAAUACAUCAACGAAUAACAAGAAUUCCUUAACAUUUGAAAGUGUUGUAUGUACACAAUUAGAAUUAAAACGGCGUGCAGAGUCAUUUUCACGUCGUCGAAGUACAGUAUGUCGACGACCAUCAAUACAUAUUCCAACAAUAACAUCAUCAAAUCGACGUAUAACAUCAACAUCUGUACCAUUUAAAUCUCAACCAAAUGAUCGAGCAUCAAUAUCAACAGCAUCAGAUAUUUCAACACAAUUUUUAAGCAUAAAAAAUUUGAAUGAUGAUAGUAAAUAUAGACAAAUAUCAUUAACUUAUUCUAUUAUUCUUGCUACCUUAGGAGGUAUAGGUGGCCGACAAUCAAUUACUUCUAUGUUCUAUUGGGAUGGAUCAUCGAGAAAUGCUCCUACAAUACAAAAAAGUGAAUCACGUGCAUCGAAAUGGAGUAUUGAUUUUCAUAAAGAAACACCUCAUUAUGGUAGUUUACGUUCACGUUUAAUUGAAGAAUAUACUGAUUGUGAAUCAUUAUUUGAAUUUGUUAAAAAAACUAUACUUGUACUUAUGAAAACAAAAGGAGCAACAAUUUUUCUUGGUCUUCUUCUUAUUCUUCCUAUUAUAAUGAUGGGUAUUGGUGUUAGUCAUUUAAAUGAUUGUCCACGUCAAACAAAUUUACCAAUUUAUUUAUUUGUUGCUGGUAUUGUAUGGACAACAAAACUUCUUCAAAAUAUUUGGCAUAAAUAUCGUUUACAACAAAAAGUUUUAAAUGAUGAAGAACCAUCAUCUGAUCAUAAUGAUGGUCAUGCAUUUAUUGAUGCUUUAAUGACAUCAUUUCUUAUAAUAUGGUUUUUUUUAGGUCAUUAUUGGUUAAUAACUAUUGGAUAUCCACCACAUUUUGAACAAUUAUUAGAAAAUCCUGAUAUUUGGUGUCAUAAAACAGUUGUUUUAUGUGCACUAGCAUCUAUACUCAUAACUUAUUUUAUAUUAAUUACAUUUGUUAGUCUUGUUAUAUUUCUUGUAUCCUUUACUCGAUAUACAAUUAUUAAACGAGCUUCAACAAAUUACCAAACAUGUGUACAUCAAGCUCGUUCAGUGAGUAAUUUAGAUAAAUUUAUAAUUUGUCCAAAUUUUACAUACGCAUUUCAUGCUGAAUUGGAAAUUAAUUUAAAUUGGAAUUUUAAUGAUAGUUUAGAACGAUGGUAUCUGUAUUUUACAGAUAUUCCUCUACCAAUAGGUUGGAACUAUGAUCCUCAUGUGAAUGAUUAUACUCCGGCUCAAGUAUUUUUAUAUCCACAUGAUAGAUUAAUAAUAUCUCAUAAUGCAAAAAUAAAAUAUCGUUGUUUAAAUUGUCGAAAUGAAUGGACAACAGCACGUGGCAGAGCUAUAUUUCAAGCAGCAAUCCCAAGAAUUUAUCAAUAUAAUAUUUUGUAUAUAAAAUUAUGUACACAACAAUGUCGAUUAUGUGGAAGCGAAAUUCAACCAUCGUGGUAUUUAAGUGAAGCAACUCGAGUUAUGAAAAAUGUAUGUCGAAUACUAAUAGAACAAUUUUAUUCACAUCGAAAUUUUACAUUACCAAUAUUUCAAUAUUCUUCUUCUUCUUCCGAAGAAGGACUUCAACAACGAACAAGUCAAGCAAGUGGUCCUCACCAUCAACAUUUAUGUCGAGCUUGUCAUGAAGGAUAUUGCUUUGGUUCUCAUCGACAAUAUCAAGGAAGAAAUUAG